Messenger RNA from Rhododendron vialii, 1451 nucleotides. Its product is annotated as probable transcriptional regulatory protein At2g25830. Gene Ontology annotation, cellular component: chloroplast. The coding region runs from base 61 to 981 and encodes 306 amino acids. Lineage: Eukaryota; Viridiplantae; Streptophyta; Magnoliopsida; Ericales; Ericaceae. The transcript is spliced from 7 exons. The record is from RefSeq and is a predicted model, not a curated record.
AGAGAGAGUCUCCCGAAACAAAAGAAAGAGAAAAGGUAUUCAACCAUACAAUUUGUGAAAAUGGCUUCUUCUCCCUCCAUGAAAGCCUUCGGAGCAUUUCUCUACAGAUUAUCCAAUGGCCUCUCCUCCAAAUACCCCAACUCCAUCGCUCUUCACAGUACGAUUUUUCUUAGCAAGACCCUAUCUCCCUCGUCGCCGUCGUAUUCGAAUUCUUCACCGGUCCAAUCAGUGGUGCACCAAUCUCUGGAAUCAGUUAGAAAGAUUUGGACUGUCUCUCCUCUCUACAUGGGCAGGCGUUCCUGCAAGAUUGCCGGCAGAAAGGGCAUUCAAGAUGCAAAGAAGGCAAAGCUGUAUUCGAGAAUUGGGAAAGAAGUGGUAUCUGCUGUGAAGAAUGGUGGUCCCAAUCCUUUAUCAAAUAUCGCUUUGGCUUCUGUAAUUGAAAAAGCUAAGGACCUUGACGUGCCCAAGGAAAUUUUAGAGCGCAACAUAAAAAGAGCUUCUGAAAAGGGACAAGAAGCUUACAUUGAGAAAGUAUAUGAGGUCUAUGGUUUUGGUGGAGUGGGCAUUAUAAUUGAGGUCUCAACGGAUAAAAUAAACAGAUCAGUGGCAGCUGUUAGAGAGGUGGUAAAGGACUGUGGUGGAAAAAUGGCAGGUCCAGGAUCCCUUAUAUUUAAGUUCAGACGUGCUCGUGUUGCAAACAUAAAAGUCACUGAUGCUGACAAAGACCAGCUCCUUGCCAUUGCUUUAGAUGCUGGUGCAGAUGACGUCAUUGAACCUCCAAUGUAUGAAGAUGAUACUGAUGAAGAGAGGCCUGAAAGAUAUUAUAAGCUCGUGAGUUCCUCGGAGAAUUACGUAGCAAUCUUAUCAAAGCUGCGCGACGAAGGAAUAACUUUUGAACCUGAUAAUGGAUCUGAACUUCUUCCAAUAACCCCUAUUGAGAGUAAAGAACUGACGAAGUGUUGGUGGGUCUCAGGUGGAUGAUGAAGCUACGGACUUAAACAAGGAUCUUAUGUCCAAGUUACUGGACCUUGAUGAUGUUGAUGCUGUUUACACAGACCAAAAGUGAGUAAAUUUCACUUGGUUCUGCUGCAGUGCUACUGCUGGCUUUUGUACUCGUACAAUUGUUCCGCUGCUGAAGCAGAGGGCUUGUUGGGCAUCUACCUGAUGACAAGGUUGUGGAUCGCUGCUCAUUGAACUUGAGGUUGGAUUUUUAUCGUCCAUGUAUCAUCCUCUAUUACAAGGAAAGGGGUUCUGUAACUUGUGAGUAUUUUAGUUCAUUGAUAUACAACUAUAGAAGAGGAAUAUUUCCUUUACCUUUUUUUAUUACUGCUAUAAGUGAUUAGUUUCUCUCUCUUUUUCGCCUUCCUUUCUACACCUUUCUUUAAACAUCAUUUACUCUAGUGUACUUGUCUUCUAUGCUUUACUGGUUUUACAUGAUCCGUAGUUGUGCC